Messenger RNA from Toxotes jaculatrix (banded archerfish), 4788 nucleotides. RefSeq names its product protein HIRA. The record is from RefSeq and is a predicted model, not a curated record. The transcript is spliced from 25 exons. Gene Ontology annotation, cellular component: HIR complex; nucleus. Gene Ontology annotation, biological process: DNA-templated transcription; chromatin remodeling; regulation of DNA-templated transcription. Gene Ontology annotation, molecular function: nucleosome binding; protein binding. Bases 207 to 3269 code for a protein of 1020 amino acids. NCBI's taxonomy places the organism in Eukaryota, Metazoa, Chordata, Actinopteri, Toxotidae.
CCGGUGGGCUGCCGCCGCUCGGGCUCGGUGUCUCGGGGAUGCUGCUGCAGAGAUGGAGUUGAACCACAAAAACAGCAAAGUGUCGGACAGAGUUUGAGACAAAGGGAGGGGGCUUAGCGUUAGUUCUCCAGCUGAACUGACUGCUGGAUGGGCUUUUAUUGAAAAUAAGACCGGAGGACGUUAAGUUAAAAAAAACGGGUUGAAAAAUGAAGCUGCUGAAGCCGAGCUGGGUGAGCCACAACGGCAAACCCAUAUUUUCUGUUGACAUUCACCCUGAUGGGACAAAAUUUGCAACUGGUGGUCAAGGAGAGGAUUCUGGAAAGGUGAUGAUCUGGAACAUGGCACCAGUCCUCAGAGAGGAGGACGAGAAGAAUGAGAAUAUUCCCAAAAUGCUUUGCCAGAUGGACAAUCACCUAGCAUGUGUGAACUGUGUGCGCUGGUCCAACAACGGGCUGUACCUGGCAUCAGGAGGAGACGACAAGCUGGUCAUGGUGUGGAGGAGAGCGGCGUUCAUCGGUCCGAGCACGGUGUUCGGGUCGAGCAGUAAGCUGGCCAACGUGGAGCAGUGGAGGUGUGUCACCAUCCUGAGGAAUCACACUGGAGAUGUGAUGGAUGUGGCGUGGUCUCCUCAUGACGUGUGGCUGGCCUCCUGCAGCGUUGACAACACCAUCGUCAUCUGGAACGCUCGCAAAUUCCCAGAGAUGGUGACGUGUCUGCGAGGACACACGGGGCUGGUUAAAGGUCUGACGUGGGACCCAGUUGGGAAAUACAUCGCCUCCCAGGCCGACGACCACAGCCUCAAAGUGUGGAGGACGGUGGACUGGCAGAUGGAGGCCAACAUCACCAAACCCUUCAGUGAGUGCGGCGGGACGACCCACGUCCUGCGUCUGUCCUGGUCUCCAGACGGUCAGUAUCUGGUGUCAGCUCACGCCAUGAACAACUCCGGCCCCACCGCUCAGAUCGUGGAGAGAGACGGCUGGAAGACUAAUAUGGACUUUGUGGGCCACCGUAAAGCUGUCACCGUGGUGAAAUUCAACCCAAAGAUCUUUAAGAAGAAGCAGAAGAACGGCAGCUCUCCGAAGCCCAGCUGUCCGUACUGCUGCUGCGCUGUGGGCAGCAAAGACCGAUCGCUCUCCGUCUGGCUGACCUCACUGAAGCGCCCUCUGGUGGUCAUUCAUGACCUUUUCGAUAAAUCAAUUAUGGACAUCUCGUGGACUCUGACAGGUCUGGGGAUGUUAGUGUGUUCCAUGGACGGCACUGUGGCGUAUCUGGACUUCUCACUGGAUGAACUGGGAGACCCGCUGAGUGAGGAGGAGAAGAACAGCAUCCACCAGAACAUCUACGGUAAGAGUCUGGCUAUAACCAGCACUGAGGCCCAGCUCUCCACCACCAUCAUCGAGAACCCAGAGAUGCUCAAGUACCAGCAGGAGCGACAGAACUCGGCCCAGGCCAACUCAGGACCGGGCAACGCCGGGCCCGAGUCCUCCGCCCCCAAACUGAACAGUGUGAUGAACGGAGAGUCUCUGGAAGAUAUCAGGAAGAACCUUCUGAAGAAACAAGUGGAGACAAGAACCGCGGACGGGAGGAGACGAAUCACACCGCUGUGUAUCGCUCAGCUGGACACGGGGGAUUUCUCACCGGCUCUGUUCAACAGCGUUCCCAUCCUGCCCUCUGGCUCCUCCAUGUCCAGUCAGCUCACCCCUCAGCUCAGCUCCGACUCCAGCCCGGGACAGGCCUCCUCUCUGGGGCUCAGGCCCAGCCACGACCCCAUGCUCACAUCACCUCCACCCAGCAGCACCACCAAGGGCCUGGAGGACAACAAGGACGGUGUGAAAUCCAGUCUGCUGCUCACUGCUGCCUCCAAGAUCGAGCCAAUGAAAGCUUUGGACUCCAGGUUCACAGAGAGGUCAAAGGCCACGCCAGGGGUCACAGCCGCCAUCUCCUCCACCGCUGGACUCACGCCUCUAGACAGCAGGCCAAAAGACGGCAUCUCCGCCCUGAAGGAUGUAAAAACCAAAGAAGAGACCAGCAGCGACAGCGAGGACAAGAUCAACACCAUCAACAAAAACCUGGCGUUUGGCAAGAGGAAACCUGAGCUGCUGAUGGAUGGAGGAGAGGUGGUGGAGAAGAGGAAGAAGGGACGGCCCAGGAAAGAGAAGAUGGCCACUACCAUGGCCCAGCCCUUCACCCAGAUCACUCCUCCAGCAGAGCGCGAGCCCAGCAGGGUGGCGGCUCCUCCAGCUCCUGUAGCUGUUCUCAAACUACCGACACCAAGUACACAGAAGGCCUUCAGUCUGCAGGUGAGCAUGGAGCCGUCAGUGUUCCUGGAGGUGGAGAACGAGGUGUCUGUGGUCUCCGGCUCGAAGCUCAGCCAGCUGCGAUGCUCCAGAGACGGACGGGACUGGAACACCCUGCUGCCCAGCUCGGUGGUCACGGCGGCAGGGAGCAGCGAUGUCCUCGCCGUCGCCUGUGAGGACAGGAUGUUGUCAGUGUUUUCUUCCUGUGGGCGGCGGCUCCUUCCUGCCAUCCAGCUGGGCACGCCGGUGUCGGCCCUGCACUGCUCGGCCCACUUCGUCAUGGCUCUGACUGCGGGAGCGACGCUGUCCGUCUGGGACGUUCAGAAACAGAAGGCUCUGGUGAAGAACGAGUCUCUGCUCACCAUUUUAUCAGGUGCUGACGCCACAGUGUCUCAGUCUCUGCUGACUCAGCAGGGCGUUCCGGUCAUUGGACUGUCCAAUGGGAAGUCCUACUGCUUCAGCUCCUCUCUGGAGACAUGGACUCUGAUAGCAGAUAAAGGAGACUCUCUGGUUCAGUGCGCUGACUUCAGGAGCUGCCUACCUACCCACGAUGCACCUGUGUCCUCAGGGCCGCUGGCUGUAAUGCAGGGACGCAACCUCAAUGCUGGCCGGCUGGCUUCCCGCCUCUCCUCCAUCCCUCACCACCUGCAGCAGAGCAUGACGUUGGCCUUCCUGGAGAAUCAGCUGGCGUCCGCUCUGACUCUGCAGUCGGCGCAGGAGUAUCGCUACUGGCUGCUCAUCUACGCCCGUUUCCUCGUCAACGAAGGCUCAGAGUAUCGUCUCAGAGAGCUCUGUAAGGAGCUGCUGGGUCCCGUCCACAAAUCCGCGGCCACAGCCUGGGAGCCCACCACUCUGGGCCUACACAAGCGGGAGCUGCUGCGUGAGGUUUUACCCGUCAUCGGCGAAAACCUGCGGUUCCAGAGACUGUUCACGGAGUACCAGGACCAGCUGGAGCUGCUGCGCAGCAAAUAACACACACACACACACACACAUUUGGACUCAUGAUGAAACCAGUGUGUCUCGGCUCGGCUCGGCUCGGCUCAGCUUGGCUCGGCUCGGGUAAACUCUGACUGCUUUCAUCGGCUUGGGAAGCUUGAAAGUCUGGUCUGGCUGAGUCCUGAAAACCACUUCCUCUGUUUUCAGUCCACAGCUUUUCAGGCACUGGGACGUUUCAGUGCUGUCUCUCACUGGGGACGAAUGGGUGCUUCAUUUUUUUUUUCUUAUCACGGUUUGAGUUUGAACUGUUGUGUCGUCUUUUUUCCUGCUAGAUGUGUGUUUUCUGACCUAUGCACCUCUCUGCCCUCCUAAUCAUGAACGUAUGAAGAUAGAACGGUCACAGGUUCACUUCCUGUUAACGGCUGAUGUGCAGCUGCUGAGUGUCCCUCAGAGAGAGACAGAGCAGAGGUGUAAAUCAGAGUGGAUGUAAAGGAGCAAUAUGCUUGAACCAAAGUGAAGCCUGUAGGUGUAGAAAUAACCACAAAGGCUCAGCCGGAUUUCACAGGCUGAUGUUUCUGAAUCUGAGUAAAAGUGACAGUUCUGAUGCCAAAAUGUGAAGCCACAGAAAAAAUGACGAUUACGUUUAGAAAUUAAAAUUUAUACGCUGAAAUACAGGAAUGGAUCUCUGGGAAAAGGAGUCAGAAGGGAUCUCCGAUGUUUUUUUUUACAGCUGAUUAUGACCCGUGAAAAACAUCGAUGCUUUGGGUUUGUUCAGAAGGAGGAAGCACAGCAGCCGAAUCGUUCUCUGACUGGGCUUCAGUCUGUCAGCGUCAGCGUCAGCGGCUCCUGUUUCCUGAGCUCUAAUAUCUCACACUCUGCAUCGAAGAUUUGCAUUUAAGAUAAUCAGAGAGAAAAUAGUUGGACUAACACUAUCAGCUCUGCUCGUUUCCUCUCUAAUGUCUGAACACACGAGCAGUUUCAGACUGUAGCUUCGUCUUAUCUUUGAAAUCAUGUGAACAUGGAGCUGCACUCAGAGAGAGCCGGUGGAGAAAUGUUAGAUAUGUUAUUUGGCCUGUUUCACUUUCACGUGUCUCUUUUGUAAAUAAGCUGAAAUCAGAACACAGAAACACGACCAGGUCUCAUGAAGAUCAGGCAGAGGGCACUGCUGAAAAAGCAGCUCGUCAGGGCUGAAGGGGGAAAGUUACAUGUUGUUUUUGUCUGAUAUCCAUUAACGUGACAGGAAACCCGUCAGUGAACUUCACCUGAUGAAGAACAGUUCUUCUGUUCAGCCUUUAGUUUGUCUGCAGCAGCAGUGAUGCCUCCUCUGUGGGCUCGGUGUGUGUGAAGUCCCCGUUCUUUACUAAUCUGUACAGCGUUUCUUUCUUUCUUUGUUUUAUUUUUAUUUUUUUUGUUUUUUUGCUGUUAGUCAUUUUUAAAUGUUUGUACAAGGCAAUUUUUUUGUUUCCAUUUUCUAUAAGAAAAAGAAGAAAAUGAGCAGAGACGAACUGAUAUUUUGCUUUUGAAGAAAAAGUUAAAAUUAAACAAAAUGAGGAAC